AUGUCUUCAAACACUGGGAUUAUAACCGGAAUUUAUUCUUCUGCACUCUCUAUCACCGACAAUGACUGGGUCGAGCAAUUGACAACAGACAUUCCUUUUCUUACCAUUGGCAUCGUAGCACUCGCUGCACUGACUCUUUUGCUCACUACAACCCGUCUAUCUAUCCCGGCGGUCUGCAUCAUCCUCUCCGCAUUUCUAGCUUUCAGUGGAGCCAUAUUUGACUUCUCUCGGCUGCUUCAAGAGGCAAAGUCGAGCCCCCCGCCACAAUCCGAUGAUACAUCCACUCCAAGGCAGUUCCCUCUUGUCGUGCUCCGCGAAGUCAAUCUUGCCUUAUCCAUCUCGCUCAACUACUUUUUCUUCUUUGUCUAUCUCGGCCGUCCUCCCCGAGGUGAAGCCCGCCUGGUCGAGUUUUCCCCCCUCUCCCCUUCAAAAAGAAUGUCGCCUUCGCGAUGGGCGUAUUGGGGUGUCACUGGCUAUCUUUUGCAGGCCAUUCUCGCUGCAAGCAUCAUCGCAGUCGCAGUACUCGGGAUCAUCUGGCGUAUUGGAGGGAGGGCGGCUGGGCUCGUGUACAAGGCGGACCAUCUCCUCGAAGCAAUCCUUGCCCUUGCAUUUCUCGGCAAAGUCUGUCUAAACGUUUUUCUCUCCCCGCUUACGCCGAGGUGGAAGACGGCUAGAAACUAUCUUCCCGUCAUCUAUGCACUUUCCACUCGUCUCGGUAUUGUCAUCACUAGCGAGUUUUGUGCUGGAUUCACCGAAGCCCCUUUGGGCAGGUUCCUCCAGGCGAUUCAGUUAUAUGUGCUCAUCGUUCUCAUCAUGGUGUCUCCAUACUAUGGAAAGAACGAGGAUGAAGACUCGACUCGUCCUGUACCUCGACCAGAGGAAAAGCGAGCAUCCUCGUUCCGUGGACUUCGCUUCAGCACCACCUCGCAAUGGUCCAUGCUCAACCCAAAUCCUGGUACAACGGAAAAGCCGGCCAUGCCACCACCUCCAGUGACCCUUCCAACGACCGAAGGCCCCAAACGACUUAGUCCAACCAAGCGUCUCUCAUCAUGGCUGACCAACCGCCUCACCCCAUCUGGCGCGGGGGUAACGAGCAAUGCAGACGGACAGCUCGAUCGCCUGUGGAAUAAGGACGCGAACCGUUCUGGUGACCUCGAGGCUCCGCCAACACCGAUAGGCAUCGCUGUGGGAGGCACAGACGACGAUGGCGUAAGCCCACGACCAGAAGGCGAGACGCCUAUGAUGGCGUCCUGGCGUGAUCCCUAUGGUGUCCCGAAUCCACUGACCACCCCCGAAACGGCGUCCUUUGCCAUUCCACCAACACCGUUCAGCACUGCGGAUACAGACGACAGGAGUGUAUACGCGACGACACCUGUGACAGGCAGCGAAAAAAUUCCUCCGGUUCCUCUCCCUACAAGGUCGCAACUAAUGGCCCUACCGCCUCCUCCGCGCGGCCUGCCUCCACCCCCACCAACUCAGCAGACACUUCCAUUGAACGGGAAGAGCGCUAUGAAAAGGGAUGAGAAGCGUCGGGUGUCAGGACUGUCCGAGACAGACAAGGUUCAGAUUCCUAGCGGCAAGUUCAUUGGUCAAUUCGAGGUCCGAAAAGACUAUGAUUCAGACUCUGACUCGCCAAUCUAUGGGAUCAACGGGAUCAUUCAGCGCAAAGAAAGCCGGAUGAAGAAGGAAGAGAAGAAACGGAUCUCGGCAUUCCUCGAAGCUAGUACCGCAAGUGCACUCGAACGGCUCAAGCGAGAGCAGGAGGAACUAGACAAGAGCAUGCAGGGCAUGGCAGCGUUUUCGCCUUCACGCAAUGUGUUCACCUCUCCAGCCAAGCCAGACGCACCGAAGGGCGACAAGAGCCCAACGAAAUUAUCAAGCACCAGCGGAGACCAGGACGUGUUGGGCAACUCAUUUAGACCCAGUUACAACAGUGCACCUAUAUCCGAGAGCGUCAAGAGCGAUUUCUCUCUCCAAGACUUUCCAAGUCCUCCAGCUUCGCUAUUCCGAGCCCCCGCAUCCACCGCUCCACCUACGAUAGAGUUGAUGCCACCGCCUCCUGCCGUGACCCAGCCCCUGUCAAUCAAAUCUUCGCGAUCAAAGGCCAAAGGCACGGCAGGUACAGAAAAAGGCGAGUCGACACCUUCAUCGUACGAAAGUGGGGAUGUUGUGGUUGAGGAUGUUCAAUUUGCCAUGGUCCCCCCGCGCCGGCCCAUUGCGUCGACCGCUUUUCGGAGAGCCAGUUUCCCGACGGUCGUUCGAGACAGUUCAAUCUCAAGCCUUAUUGAUGCGCCCAUGCGCAUUAUUUCCGGAUACGCAGAAUCGGAGGACGACGUGGGUGCGAAGCGGGUUCGGAUGAGCAGCACUGGAAAUAGGCUCGAUGUCACCUCUUUCAUAGGCGAAUUGACAACACCAGGAGUGACUAGUCCGGGACCUCGCAGCUUCUUACCGAGCCGAGACCGAGGAGAUUCUAUGGCUUCAAGAUUAUCCCCACUGCCAGAAGAUACCUCACGGCACCCAUCAGUGGAGAUUAUUGAUAUUCGUAUGAAGUCUCCAACCUUUAGCCCUGCGAUUGCCAUUACCACAAAGGGAGGAAGUACCGCUACGAUUCCGUCGAAUCCACCCCCUCGCACGCCAAAGGUCUCGUUUGCAGAAGCCGCCAACAAUCCUCCAUCCUCGAGCCGCCUCAAAGUCAUGAAACCGCCCUCGCCUACAAACACGUUGCCAGCUUCUCCACGACCUGGUGGAAAUAGCCCAAACGAGAGCCCACGUAGGCAAGUCGCGUUCAAACCAGCAACUUCGUCGCCUCUGGCAACCAGUCCCGGCUUCAUCGUCCCGGCAUCCUCGACCGCUUCGCCAACUGCUGGUUCGCCUACGACGCGUCGUCUCAAGGCCACUUAUCCUGGACUAGGCGCAAACGGGGCUAAACCGGUCAUCAGUGGUCCCUUCCCUCUUGGAACAGGCGGCGGCAUGCGUGAAGAUGGCACAGAGUAUCAAGCUCCGCGACGUCCACCACAAGUCAGGACUGCUCGAUUCCUCUAG
Molecule: messenger RNA, 3042 nt
Organism: Serendipita indica DSM 11827
Lineage: Eukaryota; Fungi; Basidiomycota; Agaricomycetes; Sebacinales; Serendipitaceae
Source: the annotation of a GenBank genome assembly